AUGUCGAAGGAAGAAUUCCAAAAAAUCCACGAUGACAUGCGUGCCUUGAAGACCUCGGGCAAGCACGAGGAGUUCACCAAGAAGUAUGCCGCUAAGGAUGCCAUCUUCAUGGGACCACUCCACGAGCCAGCCAAUGCUGCCGAGGCUGCCAAGUUCUCUCAAUCGGACAAGAUGGCUGCUCUCGCCAAGGCCGACUUCAAGGUCACCAUCGACGAGGUCACUCCAAUCGGAGACGUCUGCAUCGAGCGGUGCACUCUCAACGUCAAGUUGCCAACUGGCGACAAGGUCGGAUGGUCUCUCACCGUCUGGGUCAAGGAGGGAGGACAAUGGAAGAUCCGCAACUCGUGCGUCACCUUCAAGGCACCGGCCCAAUAA
Caenorhabditis briggsae is the source of this 375-nucleotide messenger RNA. The transcript is spliced from 2 exons. The record is from RefSeq and is a predicted model, not a curated record. The coding region runs from base 1 to 375 and encodes 124 amino acids. Lineage: Eukaryota; Metazoa; Nematoda; Chromadorea; Rhabditida; Rhabditidae.